Messenger RNA from Fonsecaea multimorphosa CBS 102226, 1515 nucleotides. RefSeq lists its product as uncharacterized. Gene Ontology annotation, molecular function: heme binding; iron ion binding; monooxygenase activity. The transcript has 4 exons. Lineage: Eukaryota; Fungi; Ascomycota; Eurotiomycetes; Chaetothyriales; Herpotrichiellaceae. The record is from RefSeq and is a predicted model, not a curated record. Bases 1 to 1515 code for a protein of 504 amino acids.
AUGUUGCUGAGUACCAGUGCUGCCAAUUGGAUUUGGUUCAACCUGUCGUACCUCUUUCCAACUACUGUCAUCAUCUAUUGGCUCCUAUGGAUAGCAUAUACUCGCUUGUUCCACCCCCUCAGUAACGUCCCCGGGCCCUGGCUUGCUUCUGUCAGCAGAUUCUGGAUUCUCUUUUACACUUGGCGUGGGGAUAUGGACUUCACGCAGCGACGCCUUCACCAAAAGUACGGAACUUUGGUCAGAAUUGCUCCAGAUGAAUGCGCCUGCUCAGACCCGGAGGCCAUCAAAAAGCUCUAUCGCACACAGGGCCCCCUGACGAAGACUGACUUCUAUUCGGUCUGGUGGAACAAAUCCUUCUCGAAAUACCCCGACCACUUCAGCGUCACGGACGAGAAGCUUCACGCCAAGAGGAGGCGGAUCGUGAAUCACAUAUACAGCCUCUCGAACAUACUACAGUCUGAGGGAUAUAUUGAUACCUGUUCAAGACUCUUCAUGGAACGAUUAGAGGAAUUUGCCAAUUCUGGAAGAUCGUAUGCUUUCGAUGUCAUUGGCGAACUUUAUUUCGGGGGGAUGUUCGGAUUCAUGGAGAACGCCUCUGAUUAUGGCAACUACAUUACUUCUCUCGACACACUAAUGCCAGUGCUCUGCCUGAGCGGAAUUGCUCCUGCAUAUACGAGGCCUUUCAUCCUCGGCUCGGCAAUUUUUAGUUCCAAUGUACGGAAAGCUCUGAAAGCCAUCGAUCAUAUCGCGGCGGCAGCAAGACAGUGCGUCGCUAAAAGGCUUGAAGGUGUUUCGGCAGGAAAUCCUAUCCUUCGGCGAGAUAUCCUCCAGCAGUUGCUUGAAAUCUCACAAAAGAAGGCCGAUGAGGUCGAAUUUGGUGUGCAUGAAGUCGAGUUCGAAGCAUAUGUUGCCUUGUUUGCCGGCUCGGAUACUACAGCCAUCGCAAUGCGGGCCAUCUUUUACUACCUGAUGAACACUCCACAGGCCUACCGAAAGCUUCAAGUCGAACUAGAUGAUGCAGCCGCCAACGGAAAAAUCAGUUCACCAGUAAAGUAUGCCGAAGCCCUUGAGUUACCGUUCCUCUGCGCUUGCAUCAAGGAAGCAAUGCGAUUACACCCGAGCGUUGGGCUUACCAUGCCCCGCCAUACACCGAGAGGCGGGUUGGUUCUGGGUGAUUACCACAUCCCAGAAGGCUACAGAGUCGGAAUGAAUGCAGCUGUGGUACAACGCAAUCCACUCAUCUUUGGAGAAUACCCUGAUGAGUUCAUUCCCGAACGGUGGCUUGAAGACAAUGAUAAGAAUAUGGACCGUUGCAUGCUGAACUUUGGAGCCGGAACAAGGACUUGUAUUGGCAAGAACAUCUCGCUCAGUGAGUUGCACAAACUGAUACCUUCGGUCCUACGGCAAUUUGACCUAGAGCUUAUCAACCCAGAGAAUGGAUGGAGAACAAGCGACUUUUGGUUCAAUAAGCAGACCGGGCUUCAAGUCAAGGUAAAAAGGCAUUUAGAAAAGUGA